CAGUUGUGUUAAUUUUUUCAGUGGACAGUUUCAUUAAAUUCAUUUGAAAAUUUCCUGUAUGUUUGGUUGCAUACCUAACGUCACUUGUUCUUCACAUAACAAACACAUAACCGUGUAGUGAUAAAGAAUCUUGUCAAAAUGUCCGCAAUAAUAAGGUUAGUUGGACCAGGCAGAAGGGCAAUCAACAACCUGCUGGCAACCCAAACGCAAUCAUCCCUCGUGCGAGCGAUACAAAUCAAAGCCCUGCCACGCAAUGACACCCCCACGGCGCUCCACGAGCACGACACCAGCAACAUGCAGCUGGGCCGUCCAAUGUCGCCACAUCUUACCGUUUACCAACCACAACUCACCUCCUUCUUGUCCAUUACGCAUCGCAUCACCGGCAUGGGAAUGACCGCAUACAUCUACAUGCUUGCGGCAGGCCCACUUUUCUGGAAGGACUACAACUCAUUCAUCACUGCUUUUGCUGGUUUGGGACCAGCAGCUCAUGUGACUGCUAAGUUCCUGAUUGCUUUCCCUCUUGCCUAUCAUGUUGUCAAUGGAUUAAGGCAUUUAGCAUGGGAUAGCGGUAAAUUCCUGACGAUUAAGGAGGUUUAUUCUACUGGUUAUGCUAUGGUUGGGAUGAGUCUUGUCCUAACUGCUUUCUUCAUGUCAUUGUAAAGUGAAAUCUUUAAAUUUCAUCAAAAAAACUUAAUUAUUUUGGGUAUUACUUAGCAUAUAAUUGAAUUUAUGUCUUAUUAAUUUAUUUAAUGCAAAGUAAAAGUUUAUAAAAUUA
Dalotia coriaria is the source of this 775-nucleotide messenger RNA. RefSeq lists its product as uncharacterized. Gene Ontology annotation, cellular component: membrane. Gene Ontology annotation, biological process: tricarboxylic acid cycle; mitochondrial electron transport, succinate to ubiquinone. Bases 139 to 660 code for a protein of 173 amino acids. The record is from RefSeq and is a predicted model, not a curated record. The transcript has 2 exons. Gene Ontology annotation, molecular function: oxidoreductase activity, acting on the CH-CH group of donors; electron transfer activity. Lineage: Eukaryota; Metazoa; Arthropoda; Insecta; Coleoptera; Staphylinidae.